AUGUCGAAGCUUCUAGAAUGGGGUGAUGGUGGUGAUGGGGAGGGGGAGGUGCCGGGGUAUGCGGAGUAUAUGUUUACGGAUGUGUCGGCGGGGUAUUUCCCGCAGGCGAGGGAGCGGUUUAAAGGGGCGCCGAAUAUGAGGUUUCAGGCGUUUGAUAUUACGAGGGAUGCGUUGCAGCAGGGGUUUGUGGCUGGGUCGUAUGAUCUGGUGGUGGCGCCCAAUGUGGUGCAUGCCACGCCGUGCUUGAGGGAGACGCUGGCGAACUUGCGACCGCUGCUGAAGGAUGAUGGGAUGCUGUUGUUGGUGGAGCUGUCUACCGUUAUGAGGAUGCCGACGUUCAUCUUUGGCAACUUCAGCGGUUGGUGGCUUGGGGAGGAGGACGGCCGGGUUUGGGAGCCGUAUGUCUUGCCGGAGCGGUGGGAUGAGGAACUCAAGGCAGCCGGCUUCACAGGGGUGGAUGCUCUUGUGGCGGACGGGGAGAUGCCGUGGCAGAUGGGCGUUGUGAUGGUGUCGAGACCAAAGGUGGAGGAAAAGACAGAACCUGACAGGAAGGUUACGCUUCUUUGUCAGGAUCCUGCAGAUGGACCUGUACAAUCCCUCGUUGCCGGACUUGAGAGCGAGGGCUGGGAUGUCUUGCCGUGCCGCUUGGGCGAGCUCCCUCCUACCGGGCGAGACAUCAUUUCUUGUAUCGACCUCGAAACACGGUUCUUCGACCAGGGGUAUCUCACAGAAGCCAACUUUACAGCAUUCCAAGGCCUCCUUCGCCAUCUCCAGGACAAGGACAGCCGUAUCUUAUGGCUCACUCCGCCCUUCCAAGUCAAAUGCCGCGACCCGCGCGGUGCCCAAGCCCUCGGGGUCAUGCGGACCAUCCGCGCCGAGCUAGGCCUCUCGCUAUUCACCCUCGAGCUCGACUACGAGCGUGAAGCGCAGCAUGCUGUUCACCUCAUCUCCAAGGUCUUCGUCAAGAAGGUCCAGAACUCCCAAGACGGCGACAUCCUCAACGCGGACCGCGAGUUCGCCAUUGACAACGGCACCAUCCUCCUCAGCCGCUACCACCCCUUCAGUAUCACUCGCGAACAAACUCUACCCCCUGAUAACACCACCGCCAGCACCCCCACCCCCAUCACCACCGUCUCCCCAUGUCACUCCAUCCCCCCAACCGCCACAACCCUCCGCAUCCCCCACCCCGGCCACCUCCCCUCCCUCACCUGGACCACCACCGCCCUCCUCUCCCCCAGCCACCUCCCCCCAACCCACGUCCUCAUCCGGAUCCACUCCGCGGCCCUCAACUUCCGCGACAUCCUCCUCGCCACGGGCACCAUCCCCGCCCCUCUCCACACACCCACCCCACUCGGCUACGAAGCCUCCGGCACCAUCCUCCACACCGGCACCGGCCCCGCCGCAGCCACUCGCUUCCGCCCCGGCGACCGCGUGCUGCUCCUCUCCCCGCACAGCACGCUGACCACCACGCUGUGCGUGCCCGCCGCGCUGGUCGUGCGCAUCCCCGAUGCCAUGCCGCUGGGCGCGGCGGCCGCGGCGCCGGUGUGUUUUGGCACCGUGAUGCAUGCGCUGCUGGAGGUGGGGAGGCUCAGGCAGGGCAUGUCAGUGCUGGUGCACUCGGCGUGUGGGGGCGUGGGGUUGGCGGCGCUGGAGGUUUGUCGGAUGGUUGGGGGGGUGGAGGUGUUCGUGACGGUGGGAAGUGAGGAGAAGGUGGAGUGGUUGGUGGGUGGGGAUUGGGGGGUGAGGAGGGAGAGGGUGUUUGGGUCGAGGGAUGGGGGGUUUGUGGAGGGUGUGAUGAGGGAGACGCAAGGGAGGGGGGUGGAUUUGGUGCUGAAUUCGCUGUCGGGGGAGUUGUUGCAUGCGAGUUGGGGGUGUGUGGCGAAGUAUGGGAUGUUGUUGGAGUUGGGGAAGAGGGAUUUGGCGGGCGCGGGCAGGCUGGAUAUGGCGCCGUUUUUGGCCAACCGAACGUAUGCUGGGGUUGAUCUGUUGCAAUACGUGGCAGAAAGGCCGGAGAAGGUUACCGAGCUGCUUACGCAGUACGUCGACAUGUAUGAACAGGGCCGGUUGCGAUUGCCGCAUCCUGUUUCCUACUUCCAGGCGGGCGAUGUCGAACAGGCUUUCCGACAUCUCCAGAACGCCGGCCAUAUUGGCAAAGUCGUUGUUAACAUGCCAGAUGAUGCCUCCACACUUAACGCGGUCCCGCUGCCCAGGUCGGUCACCCUGGACCCAGACGCUACAUACCUUCUGGUUGGAGGUGCCAAAGGUCUGGGAACCUCCAUGUCCAGCUGGCUUGUGGAACACGGAGCCAGAAACUUGACGUUCUUGUCAAGGGGUGCGGGUACAAACCCCGAAAGCAAGGCUCUGUUCGAGGAACUUCGAGCCAUGGGUUGUUCGGUCAAUGUCGUGGUGGGAAGUGUGGAGAACAAAAAAGAUAUUCUGGCGGCAGUCUCCAGCUCUGGCAAGGUUGUCAGGGGAGUCUUUCAACUCGCCAUGGUCAUGAACGAUGCACCACUUGUGGACAUGAAAUGGGCCCAGUGGAACGCAACGAUUGGCCCCAAGGUCCGAGGAACGUGGAAUCUGCACGACGUCCUCGCGGACCAGCCCCUGGACUUCUUCUGGAUGGCCAGCUCCAUCGUCACGCUGGUCGACGAGGCUGGGCAAAGCAACUACUCGGCAGGUUGCGUUUUCCUCGAAGCCUUCUGUCAAUACCGCCACUCCCUCGGGCUUCCGGCCACUGUCCUCAACAUCAGCCCCAUCGGCGGCGUUGGGUACGUCGCCGAGAAUGCCCACGCACGCCGGAGCAUCAAGGCCCAGGGACUCUACACCCUCGGGGAGCACGAGUUCCUCGACUUUGUCGCGCACAACAUCCUAGCGGCUGGGUCAAGGAGCAACAUCGAGGUGGGGGUCAAGCCUAGCAGCCUACCGGGAGCGUCGGUUCUGCAAUCCUGGGAAAACCCCAACCAGGUGGUCAUGGGUCUACGAUCCGCCUCGGACCUGCCCCUCGACGACCCCAACAGUCGCACCAACUGGCGCCGGGACCGCCGCAUGGGCAGAUAUCACAACAUUCGGCCGGACGAGGAACACAAGGCUUCGUCGUCUGGGGAAAGCCGGAUGGCUCUGUUCCUUGACAAUAUCAUCAGCUCUGACGGGGAGAGUGUGAAGAACCGGCUGGCCGACCCCGAGGUUGUGGCAUUUCUGGCGCGCGAGAUCGGGGGGAAGAUCUACGAAUUUAUCUUGAAGCCGAUUACUGGCGACGAGGAGGUGGACACAAGGUUGACGCUAGCACAGAUUGGCUUGGACUCACUGAUGGCGAUUGAGUUGAGGAGGUGGUUGAGGCGGGUAUUUGGCAUCGUGAUUAGUGUUUUGGAAAUCAUGGGUUCGGGAUCGUUGAUUCAGGUCGGCGAGGUGGUAGCUGGCAAGUUGGCCGAGAAACUAACAAAGGAGUAG
This is a messenger RNA of Chaetomium globosum CBS 148.51, 3447 nucleotides long. RefSeq lists its product as uncharacterized. The transcript has 4 exons. The record is from RefSeq and is a predicted model, not a curated record. Gene Ontology annotation, molecular function: phosphopantetheine binding; oxidoreductase activity; fatty acid synthase activity. The coding region runs from base 1 to 3447 and encodes 1148 amino acids. Gene Ontology annotation, biological process: fatty acid biosynthetic process; secondary metabolite biosynthetic process. Lineage: Eukaryota; Fungi; Ascomycota; Sordariomycetes; Sordariales; Chaetomiaceae.